This is a messenger RNA of Oncorhynchus kisutch (coho salmon), 1759 nucleotides long. RefSeq names its product sterol 26-hydroxylase, mitochondrial. Gene Ontology annotation, biological process: cellular response to peptide hormone stimulus; C21-steroid hormone biosynthetic process; cortisol metabolic process. The transcript has 9 exons. Bases 25 to 1599 code for a protein of 524 amino acids. Gene Ontology annotation, cellular component: mitochondrial inner membrane. The record is from RefSeq and is a predicted model, not a curated record. Gene Ontology annotation, molecular function: monooxygenase activity; oxidoreductase activity, acting on paired donors, with incorporation or reduction of molecular oxygen; heme binding. Lineage: Eukaryota; Metazoa; Chordata; Actinopteri; Salmoniformes; Salmonidae.
GACAUUCCUUGUACUGCUCCCAUCAUGGUAGUCUGUCUGGCCCAGAGUAUGGUGCAGAGGAGCGGCCGCUGGCUCCUGCCGUUCCCUACUGCCCUGUCUCUCUACACCAGGGCUGCAGGAGGCACCCCUUCUCCCUCAGUCGCCCAACCGUCCACCUCCCAGGAUAAGAUUCGGACCGAGGAUGACCUCCCCAGGAUUAAAACCAGGGAGAUGUUGUACAGAUUGUAUGUCCAAGGCUACUACAAGCGUCUACAUGAGCUACAGGUGUAUGAGAAGCAGCUGUACGGCCCCAUGUACAAAAUAGGCGUAGGCAGCAUUAACUCCGUUGCUCUCAACAGUGUGGAGCUACUGGAGGAGCUGCUUAGGAAGGAUGAGAGGUUCCCCAGCCGAGGAGACAUGUCCCUCUGGACAGACUACCGGGACCUGAGGGGCAUUGGUUACGGCCCCUUCACUGAGGAAGGGGUGAAGUGGUACAAUCUGAGGACUGUGCUGAACAAGCGCAUGCUGCACCCUAAAGACUCGGUGCAGUACGGAGACGUGGUUAACGAGGUGGUCAGCGACCUGAUCAAGAGGAUCUACCACCUACGCCGGACCAGCCCCACGGGAGACCGGGUGAACAACCUGUCCAAUGAGCUCUACCGAUUCUCUCUGGAGGGAAUCUCUUCCAUCCUGUUUGAGACUCGGAUCGGCUGUCUGGAGGAAGAGAUCCCGGUGGAGACGCAGCACUUCAUCGAUUCCAUCGCUCAGAUGUUCUCCUACAGCUUGCCGGUGGCCAUGCUGCCCAAGUGGAGCCGCAACAUCCUGCCAUUCUAUGGGCGCUACAUCGCUGGCUGGGAGGGCAUCUUCAAAUUCUCUGUGAAGUUUAUUGAGAUGAAGAUGGAGGCAAUUCAGAAGCGAGUGGACACAAACCAGGAAGUUGAGGGAGAAUACUUAACGUACCUCCUCUCCAAUACAAAAAUGACCAAUAAGGAGGUGUACGGCAGCGUCGCUGAGCUGUUAUUGGCUGGAGUCGAUACGACAUCCAAUACCAUGAUGUGGGCGAUGUACCUGCUGUCCAGGGACUCCAAUGUGCAGAACACCCUUUAUCAGGAGGUGUCACGCUGUGUACCAGGAGACAACAUUCCAUCUGCUCAAGAUGUCAACUGCAUGCCAUACCUCAAGGCUGUAAUCAAGGAAACACUAAGAAUGUACCCUGUUGUCCCCCUGAACUCACGCAUCAUGGCAGAGAAGGAUGUCAUUAUUGGCGGACAUUUUUUCCCCAAGAAGACUUCGUUUACAAUGUGCCACUACGCCAUCAGCCAAGAUGAAAAGACAUUCCCAGAACCAUCGAAGUUCAAGCCUGAACGAUGGUUGAGGGACGGCCGAGUCCGGCCAAACCCCUUUGGCUCUAUCCCAUUUGGUUUUGGGGUUCGGGGUUGCGUAGGUCGUCGGAUAGCUGAACUGGAGAUGUACCUGGCUUUGUCACGUAUAAUCAAGCUAUUUGAAAUCAGACCGGACCCCAGCAUAAGAGAGGUGAAAGCUCUCAAUCGCUCCGUCUUAGUAGCAGACAGGCAGGUCAAUCUGCACUUCCUGGAGAGGACGGACAAAGCUGCCCUUUGACAUGUUAAAGACAGGUGAUAGCCAUUUGUUACCAAGCAGCCUACAAUAUCUAUCGCUGAAUGUAAAUACAAAUACACUACAGUUCAAAGGUUUAGGGUCAAUUAGAAAUGUCCUUGUUUUAGAAAGAUAAGCACAUUUUUUGUCCAUUUAAUAUAACAUC